AUGUUUCAGGAGCUCAUGUUUGGAGAGUCAUCUUCUCCGAUGAUGACGACAAGUGAGGAUAUGAUGACGCCUGGCAAGGAUUCUGGCCCUACCAUGAAUCGCAAUUCACGGAAUGGAAAGCACAUGAACCUUUACACAAAUAAUUUUAAUAAGCAAUUAAUUAAGAACAAUACUCCUCCGACUCUGAAUAGACCCAACCACAAUGAGGACGACGACGAGCAAGACAUACAGGAUACACCAUUAAGGGAUGAAAAUCCAUCAUCAUCCCCUUCAUCAUCGUCGGAAGUAUCAAACUCACUGCUUCAUUUAGGGAAACACCACCACACAUACCUUUUAACGCCUUCUCCGAUUUCUUCUUUGAUAGCAGGAGGUGGAGGACUCUCUCCCCGAGUUCCUCCUUCUACUACUACGAGCAGUAGUUCCUUAAUGGUCUUACAAACACCACAAGCGAAUGAUCCUAAACGACUCAAAAUGCAUCCAACUAUUGAUAUUCAAAUCAUUAAUCAAAAGCUGGAAAUUGUCAAGGAAGAAAUUCGUAAAGAGGUUGAGAAACGUCUUGAACAAAUGAAGAAGGAAUACCAAAAUGAAUUGCAUGCAAUACGAGAGCAAUUCUUGAGGAAUGAACAAGAGCUUGAGCGAGAACGAUUUGAAAAGAUGGAGUUGAAGAGCAAACUGGAAGCUCUGGAACAGCAGUUCAAAUUAUUGACCUCAGAGGGUGAAACACAAAGUCAAGACCAGACACCUCCUCAUGACUUUACACGACAUGAUAUCCAAUAUUUACACGAAACUCCUUUAAUCCCCAUUCAGAACUAUCAUGAGGCUGACUAUGAUCAAGACUCAGGGAAGGAACAUGAUAGCCACUCAAAUAGACAACAGUGUGUGUACCCAAAAUCCUCUUCACCCUCUCAAUCUCUCCAAGACAUUGAUCAACACAGUUUUCCCAGAAACAACCAAUUACACGAUGUCAAUACUUGUAAAACUUCUACGAACACCCUUAAUGUGGAUCAGUCCAUAACCAAACCAAUUGGUCCCCGAAUACGAGCUCAGGAUCUUAAUACUCUACCCCAAAACACUUUCCCAAUCGAAUCUUGUAAAAUCACCACCAACACCAGGAAUGAAGAAAGUACUAAUUGCUCUCAAGAGAAAUCACCACAAUCACAUGAACAGAAAAUAUCACCCUCUCAACAACCAUCGAAUAAGCAGAAGGAAUUUAAAGAAGUGAAAGGAAUUUACCAAUACACAACCAUUCUUCAGAAUUUUCAUUUAAGGAAGGGAGAAGAACAUGUUCCAAAAAAGAAAAAGAACUCCUCCAAUCAUUCAGGAAACAACACGUUACGGAAAGAUGGUACACGAAAAUCACAACCCUCCACUCCCCAAUUGUCAUUGAAGGAACGAGUCACUGCAUGGCAUGCAAGCGAGAAAGAAAAGGAAGAAAAAUUUUUCAAGCAAAAAGAAUUGUUGGAUAUUUACUUCUCCUCCAAGAUGAAAGGAACACCUUCAUGUGAGCGUUUGAAAAAUGUUGUCAUUCAUACCUAUGACAUGUGGAACAAUUUGUUCAUUUCAUACAAUGAGAGAGAACGCUUUUUAGAUGAGCACGUGUUGAGGCCCAUCAGCCUCGCUGGUAAGAAGUCAGACAACAGUCGAUGGAUUUUAACCGACGAGUAUAUUUCAAGCAUGUUGAGUGCUUUUCUUAAUGAAUACAACAAGCUGGCAAGCUAUUUCCAACAACAUGGUCACCUGUUCAAGCUCAUCAACGAGAGAGAAAGAAUGAAAGCAAGAAUGGACCAUUUGUGGCACCAAACAGAUGGGAUCCUUUCCACCAAAGAGUACAUGGAUCUUGGUAGCCGAUUGAAAAAACUGAAUCAUGACUUGAUGAAAACUCUUAGCGAUUAUGAAAAAACCAAUGCCAAUCCAUUUCUCUUUCGAGGUUUUCGAUACUUAGAUCUGAUACAACACGACCAACUUGUACAACAAGAAGAAAUUGAAGAAAUGGAGAAGAAGGCUCUCCAAAACAGAAUCAAGCGAUCCAUUCAAUAA
This is a messenger RNA of Naegleria fowleri, 2037 nucleotides long. RefSeq lists its product as uncharacterized. The transcript has a single exon. The coding region runs from base 1 to 2037 and encodes 678 amino acids. The record is from RefSeq and is a predicted model, not a curated record. NCBI's taxonomy places the organism in Eukaryota, Heterolobosea, Eutetramitea, Acrasida, Naegleriidae.